Molecule: messenger RNA, 722 nt
Organism: Amoebophrya sp. A25
Lineage: Eukaryota; Dinophyceae; Syndiniales; Amoebophryaceae
Source: the annotation of a GenBank genome assembly
CGAUAACAAGAUUCUGCGUGUCUACCGAUGGAAUUUGCAUGUCACAGAGGAGGUGGCGUUCAACGCGACGAUCGACUCUUUCUCCGUGGCAGAACAUGGCUUAGAGCCGCCCUCGAGUUUGAAUCUACACUUGCUGCCGAUAACGGUAAAUGAUGACGUAUUCGCUCUGUUGGGGAAUGGAACCAGGACUGGUGGUGGAGGAGGAUUUUCCGGAUCGGGGAGUGCAUACAGUUCAUCGAAUGCUACCAAUUCUUCUGGAAGCGGUUCUUCCUUGUUGCGCAUCCUCCAAGACACGGACGACGAAGUGAAUUGCACGAACCAAACACUGACAGUGCAAGGACAAGAUACCAAUGUCACGGUUUGCACGCCGUUGAACAACAGCACCAGUGCUUCGAGCGCCAACAGUGGAGGAGAGUCGAUUUUGAUGCCGAUCGCCACUGGUAUCAGGCGUAUCCAUAACGCUGCUGGAAGCGGAAACGAUACGGUGUUGGUGACAACCCGCUUCGGUCUGAUCGUUUUCAAGGUCUCAAAGGGUCAAAUGUCUCCGUUGAUCCCCUUCUCGAUCACUUCGUUUGAGAACAGUAUUCCUACUCCUAGUUUCGUAGUGCUCCAGUCUAGUGUGCGCGGUGGAUUCGUCGCUCCUAUCGCUUUGGGACCCGACCCGAAGACUAUGACCUGCAUUCUUGGCGCACCUUGCAUGAGUCCCUUUACGUGGAGUAUCC